Molecule: messenger RNA, 2023 nt
Organism: Gasterosteus aculeatus aculeatus (three-spined stickleback)
Lineage: Eukaryota; Metazoa; Chordata; Actinopteri; Perciformes; Gasterosteidae
Product: zinc-binding protein A33
Molecular function (GO): protein binding
Source: RefSeq, a predicted model, not a curated record
UACAGAGAGCAGCAUUUACUAUCAUGAAUGAUUAACCAGUGAAGGAGGUUGGUGAACUUGAAGUCAGAUUCUGACAUUUUUGAAAGGAGACACGUCAACGUUACACCUUGGAAUAAUGUUCCACCUGGACUGAGAAAAGACAAAUUAAUGCAAAUCUAAUUUGGUGAGUUUUUGUUUUUUUUAAAACUAUUUGAAAAAGUCAGAAAAUGGCUGAAAAGAUCGUUCUUUUGGAAAGUUACCUGAGCUGCCAUGUUUGUUCAGAGACGUUCAGAGAUCCCGUGUCUCUGAGCUGCAACCACAGCUUCUGUUCAAGCUGCCUGCAGCGAUUCUGGAAACAAGCUGGAAACAAGAACUGUCCCAUCUGUAAAAGAAAAUCCUCUAAAGACGAUCUUGGGGUGAAUUUUCCACUAAAGAAACUGGCUGACUCGUUUGCUGAGAGACAGAAAACUGGAUCAACUGAGAUGGACAAAGGAGAGAAGAAGGCGGAGGUGGUGUGUGAAGAACAUGGAGAAGAGUUGUCUCUCCACCAGGGUCACAAGAUGGUUCCUCUAGAACAAGCAGUCAGGGACCUCAAGGACCAGCUGAGAUCUGACUUGGAGUCUCUGCAGGACAAGAGGAACAAACACCAACAAGUGGAGAAAACAUACAAUGAAGUGAUCCAACUCUCCAAGGAGCAGCUGGUGUCCACAGAGAGGAAGAUCAGAGCAGAGUUCAACAAGCUCCACCAGUUCCUGAGAGAGGAAGAGGAGUCCAGACUGGCAGCUCUGAGGGAGGAAGAGGAGCAGAAGGGGAAGACCGUCAGCAGAGAGAUGAAGAUGAUUGAGGAGCAGAUCUCCUCUCUGUCAGACAGCAUCUCUGCUGUUGAAGAAGACCUGCAGAAAGACAACGUGUCGUUCCUCAGCAGUUAUAAAGCCACUCAGACCAGAGCCAGAGUCCAGAGCUCACUGACAGAUCCACAGCUGGUCUCAGGAGCGCUGAUAGAUGUGGCCAAACACCUGGGCAACCUGUCCUUCAGAGUCUGGGAGAAGAUGAAGGACCAGGUCCACUUCAGUCCUGUCAUUCUGGACCCAAACACUGCAAACUACAGCCUCUAUCUGUCUGAUGAUCUGACCAGUGUGAGACGUGGAGACACAAAGCAGCAGCUACCUGAUAAUCCAGAGAGAUUCACUGAGUUUGUCAAUGUUCUGGGCUCUGAGGGCUUCAGCUCAGGGAAACACAGCUGGGAGGUGGAGGUGGGAGACCUUCCUCACUGGUUUGUAGGUUUGGUUAAAGAGUCAGUCAACAGAAAGGGAGAGAUAUUUAUUUCACCAGAUGAUGGAGUUUGGUCUUUAGUUCAUCGCAGUGGAAAAUACACUGAUGGAGUUGGUCAGACUGUCAGAGUGAAGAAGAGUCUCCAGAGGAUCAAGGUCCAGCUGGACUACGACAGGGGGGAGGUGUCCUUCUACGACCCUGAAGACACGACUCACAUCUACACUUAUAGAGACACUUUCACUGAGAAACUCUUCCCAUGGUUUUAUAUUGGAAAUUCUUGUGAUGCUAAAACUGCUGAUAUCAAAAUCUGUCAAACUGAAUUAUUCUGUGUAUAAUAGUUCCUGUAUGCAUAAAUGCAUGUGAGUGAUUACGCUUGUGAUCAAAUGAAAAGAAAUGAAAGGAGUCAAAUUGAAUUUCAUAUUUUUUUCUUAAUCUGAUUGUUUAUAAAUAUUUAUGAGGUUGUAUCAUUUCUUUACAUGACAAUGAUUAAACCAGGAACCAAAGCAUAUCACUGUGAUAAAAGGCUAAUUGGCCUACGAGCAUAAAGCAUGGUAUAUUGAAUAAGAGUUAUGCAAGUUUGAUUUUCCAAGGGUUGCCUUGACUCUCAUGUCUGUAUCUCAAAUAUGUGUUUUUUUAAUCAAAAAACUGAGGAAUCCCAAAGGACAAACUUAAUUAAAAGCAAGUACGUUCUGAAUGCAAUACUUUCACUUGCUAAGUACUUUAAUAUCGUGUAAUUGUUAUUUUUGUUUAAAUAAAGAUGCUUUUCUCCUGC